Messenger RNA from Oryza sativa Japonica Group (Japanese rice), 1708 nucleotides. Its product is annotated as LEAF RUST 10 DISEASE-RESISTANCE proteinUS RECEPTOR-LIKE PROTEIN KINASE-like 1.5. Gene Ontology annotation, molecular function: ATP binding; protein kinase activity. Gene Ontology annotation, biological process: protein phosphorylation. The record is from RefSeq and is a predicted model, not a curated record. Lineage: Eukaryota; Viridiplantae; Streptophyta; Magnoliopsida; Poales; Poaceae.
AGUCUACUGCAUAGUAGUUGUGACCUUCUCCUCCACCGCGCAGCGCAUCCCAACUUUUGUCCAGCCCGUGGAUCGCGAGCCCAGAUGCCCCCACCGCCUCUCCUCCUCGCCGCCGCCGUCGCCGCCGCGGCGCUGCCCCCGCCGGCCGCGGCGAGACGCCACGCCUCGCCCCCGCCGCCGCAGCCGCAGCAUCCGGACAAGGCCGGCGGCGGCAACGGCGUGCUCACCACCGCGCUCGUCGCCGCCGCGGUGCUGCUCGUGGUGCUCCUGCUCUACCUCUGCGUCGCCAUCGCCGUCCGCCGCUACCGCGGGCGGGGCCCGGCCCCGGCCGCGGGGCCGACCAACGCGGCCGCCCGCGCCGCGGCGUUCCUUCGCCGGAACGGGCUCCACCAGCAUCGCCCCUCGUUCACCUACGAGCAGCUCCGCGCCGCCACCGCUGGGUUCGAUCCAAGCCGCAAGCUCGGGGAUGGCGGGUUUGGGACGGUGUUCCUCGCCUACCUCCCGCCCGGCGGCCGCCCCGCCGCCGUCAAGCGCCUCCACGUCCCGCCGUCGCCGUCGCCGUCGUUCCCCUCCGCAUCCGCCACCAUCACCAAGUCGUUCUGCAACGAGGUGCUCAUCCUCUCGGCGCUGCGCCACCCGCACCUCGUCCGCCUCCACGGCUUCUGCGCCGACCCGCGCGCUCUGCUCCUCGUCUACGACUUCGUCCCCAACGGGACCCUCUCCCACCACCUCCACCGCCGAUGCGGCGUCACCGCGGCGGCGCCCCCGCCGCCACCGCUCCCCUGGCGGACGCGCCUCGCCAUGGCGGUCCAGAUCGCGUCGGCGCUCGAGUACCUCCAUUUCGGGGUGAAGCCCGCCGUCGUGCACCGCGACGUCACCUCGUCGAACAUCUUCGUGGAGGCCGACAUGCGCGCCCGCCUCGGCGACUUCGGGCUCUCGCGCCUCCUGUCCCCGCCGGACGCAUGCGCCACGGGGGCCGGGAGGGAGCUGGUGUGCUGCACGGCGCCGCAGGGCACGCCGGGGUACCUCGACCCGGACUACCACCGGUCGUUCCAGCUGACGGAGAAGAGCGACGUGUACAGCUUCGGCGUGGUGGUGCUGGAGCUCGUCACCGGGCUGCGGCCGGUGGACGUGGGCAGGGAGCGGAGGGACGUGACGCUGGCGGACUGGGUGGUGGCCAAGAUUCAGGUGGGCGAGCUGCGGGAGGUGGUGGACCAGCCGGUGCUCGGCGAGGGCGCCGGCGUGAUGGCCAGCGUGGAGGCGGUGGCGGAGCUGGCGUUCCGGUGCGUGGCGCCGGACAAGGACGACCGGCCCGACGCCCGGGAGGCGCUGGCCGAGCUGAGGAGGAUCCAGGGCAUGCUUCCCGAGGUGUCCGGCCUCAAGGGAUCUUGAAUUGGAAGCUUCUGAAGCUUCUCAAUUCUGAUCCUCCAUGGCUAUGGCUGUGUGGUGGUUCCAGUGCUAACCUGUCGCCUCAUCAAGAAUUGGUAAGAGGUGUACAAUGUCAAAUGCCAAUGUGAUAAUGGAAGAACCAAAGUAAUUUGUUGCAUAUAGUUUACCUGGCUUCUGAUACAAAUAGGGUGUAUCCUUAUGUAUGUGAAAUUCAAGUUCGAAUCGGGUAUAUUGAAUCAUUUUGAUUGAGUUGAGAUCAUUACCCGGGGUUGGCCUAUGAGUUGAAGGAAAAAUGAGUAUGUUACAAUCGAGUUUAUUA